GCUAUAUUACAAUAGGUCACGGUGUCGUCGUCCGCAUAGAACAAGAACUCUUCCAGCAUCUUAUACAGAACUCUUCCUUCCAGGGACGAAAGGGAAAGGAAUAGUAUUACUUGCGUUGUCCAACGCAGCAAAUUAACGAAAUAUACCAGUCCGAAGAACAGAACAGAACUAGAAUCACGGUCGUAGGUUGUUGAUCGAGGCGCCUCACGAAGUUUUUCAGCUAAACAAAUUCCGAAUCAUGGGGAAACAGAAAGGAGAAGGAAACAGAACCAAGGCACGUCCCUCCAGCAGCAGUAUGGCUGCUUCGCUCUUGGCGUCGAAUACUGCCGCAGUUGGAUUUGGAGGCUACGUGGGUAGUUCGCGGGUAGAGUCUUCUCUCUCCACCGAAGAUGCCGUCGUCCCCUUUUUGGACAUUGAUGCUGAAAUUGCUCUACACUUGAAGAGGCUUGCUAGGAAGGAUCCAACCACCAAGAUUAAAGCUUUGGCAUCUUUGUCUACAAUUCUCAAGCAAAAAUCCAGCAAGGAAGUACUACCAAUCAUUCCACAAUGGGCAUUUGAGUAUAAGAGGCUGUUGUUGGACUACAAUAGAGAGGUUCGGCGAGCCACUCACGACACAAUGACUCUUCUUGUCGCUGCUGUUGGGAGAGACUUAGCCCCACAUCUGAAGGCUUUGAUGGGACCGUGGUGGUUUUCCCAGUUUGAUCCAGCUUCUGAAGUUUCUCAAGCUGCGAAGCGGUCAUUGCAGGCAGCCUUUCCAGCACAGGAGAAGAGACUAGAUGCCUUGAUUUUAUGUACAGCUGAGAUUUUGAUGUAUCUGGAAGAAAAUUUGAAUCUCACUCCACAGAGUAUUUCUGACAAAGCCACUGCUUUGGAUGAACUGGAAGAGAUGCACCAACAGGUGAUUUCUUCGUCACUGCUAGCAUUGGCCACUUUCCUUGAUAUUUUGGUGGGGUUGGAGUUUGAAAAACCUGGUUUUGAAAAUACAGCUGCUGAACCCAAAAAAACUUCAAAAGCACGGAGCAAAGCCAUUACAUACGCAGAGAAAUUGUUCUCUGCACAUAAGUACUUUCUAGAUUUUCUGAAGUCCCGGAGCCCUGGUAUUCGAUCAGCUACAUAUUCGGUGUUAAGGAGUUUCAUUAAAAACAUUCCUCAAGCUUUCGAUGAAGGAAACAUGAAAACUCUGUCAACGGCAAUUCUUGGUUCUUUCCAGGAAAAGGAUCCAGCUUGCCAUUCGCCAAUGUGGGAUACUAUGUUGCUCUUCUCCAAAAGGUUUCCAGACAGUUGGGCCAUCGCAAAUUUUCAGAAAAGCCUGGUGAAUCGAUUCUGGCAAUUUCUUAGGAAUGGAUGCUUUGGAUCCCAACAAGUUUCCUAUCCAGCUUUAGUUCUAUUUCUAGAUGCUAUUCCUCCUAAAUCAAUAGCGGGGGAGAAGUUCUUCCUUGAAUUUUUUCAGAACUUUUGGGCCGGAAGAAACCCAUCACAUUCCUUGAAUGCAGAUCGACUAGCAUUUUUCCAGGCAUUUAGAGAAUGCUUCCUUUGGGGAUUGGAAAAUGGUUCAAGAUAUUGUUGUGGAGCGGAUGCCACUCAUUCUUUACAACUUACUCUCGUUGACAAGAUCCUUCUAAAGCUUUUGUGGCAUGACUACCUACCGAUCAACCCUGCAAAACAGAAUGGAGUCUUCUCCGGGCAAUUGAGGGAUCCAUCUGAGAGUAAUGUUCAACCUCUUCAUGAGGAAACAGCGGGGGCAGUCAAGAUCAAGUAUCCAAUGGGUUACAUGCAAGACGUGGGGACAUGCAUCAUUGAGAUCCUUUCAGGCAUUUACUCACUUGAGCAUGAUCUGCUCUUCCCUUUCUGUGCAGUAUUUCAAGAGAACUGCUUGGAGAUAUUUCAGCAAACAGAAAAUAUAGAAAACUCGUCAGAGAUUAUAGAACGGGUCAUCAACUUUUUAUUGUUAUUAGAGCAACAUGCAGUGCAGAAAGGUGAAACAUGGCCUUUGUUCAAAAUGGUGGGACCAAUGCUGGGGAAGUUAUUCCCACUGACAAGAACACUUGACUCACCAGAUAUCGUGAGACUUGCAUCAGUUGCAGUGUCAGUAUUUGGCCCACGCAAGAUAAUUGGAGAACUUGUCUGCCACGAUAGCACUUCCUCUAGUAGUCUUUCUGGUAGCACAAACAGAGAAUUGGACUCAGACCAGUUUCUGCAGCUGUACAAGGAAAUGUUUGUUCCUUGGUGCCUGCAAGGGAAUGGUCCUUCCACCAGUGCUCGGAUAGAUCUCUUGCUUGGGUUACUUGAUGAUGAAAGCUUUUCAGAACAGUGGCAUGGUAUUAUAACAUAUGCAACUGAUCUAGAGCUUUUUGGAGGUAGGCCUGAAACUCCAGACCCCAACUACGUACUUGUCUUGGCAAUGCUCAUGGAAAAAGCUAGAGUAGAACUUAGGAAGAGAAAGGAAGGUGUUAAUCUUGUUCGUCGGCAAGGCUCCCACCCAGAUCACUGGCAUCAUGAACUUCUUGAUUCAUCUGCUGUUUCUAUAACCCGUUCGUCCUUCAGAAGUUCUGAUGCUCGGUUUAUACGGGCUGUUCUUGGUGGCUCAACAGAAGAUGAUCAAACUUCUUUUUUGUCUAGAAAUGCUAAGAUCCUUGUAUUCCAAGAGCUCCACAUGAAGUUAGUAACUUUCACCAUGGAUUCUACUUUUAACUGGGUUAGGGAUGCACGUUCUUUACUAAUAGAUGAUUCUGUGCCAAGAACUGAACCUUCAAUGGAUGUGCUUGAAAGGGCUCAGUUUUCACUUGAAGUGCUUGACGGCAGCUUCUUUUGCUUAAAGACUAUUGAAGAUGAAACUGAGUUAGUCUCAGCUACUUUAGCGGCAAUUUUUCUGAUUGACUGGGAAUACCGUAUGGCAGUAGCAUCCAAUGAUGCACUCGAUGAUGAAACUGCUAGAAAAAUGAAGGCCAGGAUGGAUUUUGGUGCAUCAGUGCAUGCAUUUUGUGGCCAGAUAAGUAGUUCAUUCUUUAAAAGCCUCAGCAGAGACCUUAGAAACAGUUUGGGAAGUAUUUUGGUUCAGUCUAUUAGGUUUGCCAUAUUCGAGGAAGAUAAAUUUGAUGCUGGUAAACUAACAUCUUUGUGCUGCCUUUGGAUGCUUGAGGUUCUUGAAUGUCACUGUCUGGAUCAGUUCGAGGAACACAAAUUGUUGGACCAGUUUUUGAGCAACGGUGAUUUCUGGCCUUUGUGGGUCUUGCCAGAUUUCAGUACUGGAGGAAGAUCAGCCAUCUUGAGGAUUGAAAAGAUCUCUGUUAACGCAUCCAGGAAUCCCGUACUUGUUGCUGUAAUCGAUAAUCUUAUAUCUAAGAUUGGGAUUCACAGGGUUCUGGCUGACUCUGAUACAAGCACAUCAUCACCUGAGCAAGAAAUAAAUGAACUCAUCAGCUCUCAAUCUCCUUAUUGUCGAGCUUGGCUUGCUGCCGAAUUAUUAUGCACAUGGAAAUGGCAUGGUGGCAGUGCAUUGAACUCUUUCUUGCCUUCACUGAGUACAUAUUGCAAGAGUGCAAAUUGCUUCCAUAAAGAAAGUUUGUUAGACUCCAUAAUUACCAUUUUGCUUGAUGGCGCUCUUGUUCAUGGAGCUAGUAGUAAAGUGAGCCUUGCCUAUGUAUGGCCUGUUUCAAAUGAUGAAAUUGAGGGUGUGGAAGAACCCUUCUUAAGAGCUAUCGCGUCUUUACUUUUUACUCUUUUUAAAGACAGUAUAUGGGGAAAGGACAAGGCUAUGUUACUUUUUAAAUUGCUUGUAAACAAGCUUUUCAUUGGUGAAGAAAUUAACUUGAAUUGUUUGAGGAUUCUUCCUUUAAUUAUGAGUGUCCUUAGGCCAUUGGGCAUCGGGUGUGAAGAAUCAAAUCGAGAUGAUCAACUUGAUCCUUUGGAAGAAAAUCAAAUGCACGAUACUAUUGAGGACUGGCUCCAAAGGUCUCUGCUGUUACCUCCUUUAAGCACGUGGCAGACAGGAGGAGAGUUUCAUGCAGAAAUGGAAGGAUGGUACGAGUUGGUUAUAUCUUGCUUCCCCCUAAGUACAGUAGCUGGAACACAAGGGUUAAAACCAGAGAGAGAUAUCAGCCACAUGGAGCGAGCUCUCUUACUUGAAUUAUUACGUAAGCAGAGACAUGGUACUGGCUCAUCAUCUGCUGCUAAUAUGCUACCAACUGUGCAGAUGUUGCUAUCAAGGCUAAUGUUAGUUUCAGUUGGGUACUGCUGGAAGGAAUUUAAUGAAGAAGAUUGGGAGUUUGUAGUCUAUCGGCUCAGAUGGUGGAUUGAAUCAGCAGUGUUGAUAAUGGAGGAAGUAGCUGAAAAUGUUAAUGAAGCCCUAACUAACAUCUCUAUGACUCAUAACUCUGAAAUCGCGGUAGAGAAGCUUGAGCAUGCUGUCUUGGAGUUAAACCCUGCCCCUAUGAAGAUUGCUACUAACGCCCUUGCUGCUUUUUCACUGUUUUGUGGUCUUCUUGGAUUACAAGGGGAUGAAAAUGCCAGUAAUUUGAACCCCUUGAGGACUAGAUGGGAUGCCAUCAAAGAUCGGAUUCUAGAAGGUGUUCUUCGCUUAUUUUUUUCCACUGGUGCUGCUGAGGCCAUUGCAGGUUCCUGUUGCGAUGAGGCUUCAUUAAUUAUAUCAUCAACCAGACUCGAUCAUCCCCAGUUUUGGGAGUUGGUCGCUUCAAGUGUUGUAAUGUCUUCUGCAUAUGCUAGAGACAAAUCUGUGAAGUCAGUUGAACUUUGGGGGCUAAGCAAAGGGCCCCUAAGCUCUUUGUAUGCAAUCCUUUUUUCCUCCAAACCACUUCCUGCCUUGCAAUUUGCUGCCUUCGUUAUUCUCUCAUCUGAACCCAUUUCAAACCUUUCUAUCGUUAGAGAAGAUAUUGCAGGUUCCUUGAAUGGUGAUUUUGGCAACGAGGUUUCUUAUCAGCUCGAUUCGUCUUCAGAAGAAAAAAUUCGCUUGAGGGAGGAAAUUUUGUGCAUGCUUGAAAAAUUACCACACGAGAUUCUUGAAAUGGACCUGGCAGCACCGGAGCGUGUGAAUGUCCUUCUUGCUUGGUCUUUGUUGCUGUCACAUCUUCUAUCUUUCCCAUCAUCAUCCCCUCAAAGGGAAAGAUUGAUUCAACAUAUACAAGAGCAUGCCGAUUGGGCAAUAUUGGACUGCCUGUUCCAGCAUAUUCCACUUGAAUUAUGCUUGGCACAUAGCUUGAAAAAGAAAGACGUAGAGCUUCAUCCUGUGUUAUCAGAGGCUGCAUCUGCAGCUACACGCGCCAUCACAAGUAGUUCAGUUUUGUUUUGUGUGGAGUCACUUUGGCCUGUUAAACCAGAGAAAAUGGCUUCACUUGCUGGUGCAAUAUAUGGUUUGAUGCUUUGUAUUCUACCGGCUCAUGUUCGUGGGUGGUUUAGUGAUAUUCGUGACCGUUCUACUUCAUCGGCAAUUGAGCAUUUUACUAGAGUAUGGUGUAGCCCUCCACUAAUCAGAAAUGAACUGUCUCAGAUUAAGAAAGGUAGCUUUGCUGAUGAGAAUUUCUCAGUUAGUGUGAGCAAGUCAGCCAAUGAGGUUGUUGCUACCUAUACGAAGGAUGAAACUGGCAUGGAUUUAGUAAUUCGUCUUCCUGCAUCUUACCCAUUGCGUGCUGUGGACGUUGAUUGCCCUAGGAGUCUUGGCAUUAGCGAACUGAAGCAAAGGAAAUGGUUGAUGUCUAUGCUGUUAUUUGUUCGUAAUCAGAAUGGAGCUUUAGCUGAAUCAAUACGCAUCUGGAAGAGCAAUUUUGACAAGGAAUUUGAAGGUGUUGAGGAGUGCCCUAUCUGUUACAGUGUCAUCCACACAGCCAACCACAGCCUUCCACGCCUGGCCUGCAGGACUUGCAAGCACAAGUUCCAUUCUGCUUGCAUGUACAAGUGGUUCUCCACUUCUCACAAAUCAACUUGCCCAUUGUGCCAGUCUCCAUUUUGACCAGAUUUAGUUUCGGGUUUAUGGUCUCUGUCGAUUUUUGCUUCUCCAACUGUAACUUCACCUAUUUGUGCAAAUGAAGCCAAGGUUGAUUUAAUUGCCAGAGCUGGACCAUAAGAUUAGGGCAGCAUAAUCUCUCUCUCUCUCUCUCUCUCUCUCUCUCUUGACACGGGUGCCAACACAUACAAAUACACAAGACCCCCACCCCUUUCCAACCAGAAAAGUGAUAGCAAUAACGUUCAAGGAUAUUCCCGAAAAUCCAACUAAGUAUGCUUCCAACGGUAGGCACUAGGCAGUUGCCCUUCCCUUGAGUACUUUGGGGAGUCCAGUCACAACCACUUGUCUGGCUCACACCUUGCCUGUCUGGCUGUCUGCAAUACUUGUUCAUAUAAUAAACCUUGUUUACAGGAUUGAGUCGCAGCGAUCGGUAUGCUUGAGACACAGCAGGCCCCUAGUCCUGUAAAGCGAAGACAAAAAUAGAAUUUUGAAAGUGUAGAGUUGUGAAAAAUCUGUUUCGGGAUCCGAUAAAAUAUGCUUUUUUGACAUCGCGUUUUCUUUUCAGUAGGGUGGUCAUGGAAAUUCAGAAUGCCGAAUUUAUAUAUAAAUGUAAAGUUGUGGAAAUUUUGUUUCAUUAUUGUUGAAUUUGAGUUGACCCAGAGGAAUUAUUUUCCCUU
Messenger RNA from Rhododendron vialii, 6633 nucleotides. RefSeq names its product E3 ubiquitin-protein ligase listerin. The record is from RefSeq and is a predicted model, not a curated record. Gene Ontology annotation, cellular component: RQC complex; cytosol. NCBI's taxonomy places the organism in Eukaryota, Viridiplantae, Streptophyta, Magnoliopsida, Ericales, Ericaceae. Gene Ontology annotation, molecular function: ubiquitin protein ligase activity; ribosomal large subunit binding; zinc ion binding. Gene Ontology annotation, biological process: ribosome-associated ubiquitin-dependent protein catabolic process; rescue of stalled cytosolic ribosome. The transcript has 17 exons. Bases 239 to 5962 code for a protein of 1907 amino acids.